Messenger RNA from Tripterygium wilfordii, 1316 nucleotides. Its product is annotated as OVARIAN TUMOR DOMAIN-containing deubiquitinating enzyme 4-like. Lineage: Eukaryota; Viridiplantae; Streptophyta; Magnoliopsida; Celastrales; Celastraceae. The coding region runs from base 158 to 1189 and encodes 343 amino acids. The record is from RefSeq and is a predicted model, not a curated record. Gene Ontology annotation, molecular function: cysteine-type deubiquitinase activity. The transcript has 6 exons. Gene Ontology annotation, cellular component: nucleus; cytosol. Gene Ontology annotation, biological process: protein deubiquitination; endoplasmic reticulum unfolded protein response.
ACUCCUGGAAUACACCGACUAAUUCUUUCCUUCAAGGCCCUCCUUUCUCUCUCAUCGAACCUUCUUCCCAUCUCUCCCUUUCGUGGAUUCACGUACAGCUCCUUCUCGGUGGUUCUUCUUCUGCUGCUAGUCUGAGAGGAUUGGCUAUGCGAAUACCAUGAUUCCUGCUUCCAUGAGCGUAUGUGUGAAGAAUGUUGGUGGAUUGAGUGGGUGUAUUCAGAGACAGAUGGGCAGAAGUGUCCGUGGUGUGGUGUCACAAGGACAACCAACCCCCAGCUGUUUUUGUCACAAUACUGGGCACUCAAAAACGAGCAAUGUCAGCUUUUCUGUAACAAGGAGACUCUCUCGAUCUUCUGUUGUUAGCUUCCAGACAUCUCAGGGCAGUUGCUUCCAGCUGGGCAUUCGCCAGCAAAGGGGUAAUUCGUGUUCAUUAGCACUUAAAGAUUCAGUCAAUGCUGAAGGAUCUGUUAAGCACCUCCUAGAAAUUUCAUCACCACGACAUAGUAUGAGCAUGAGAUUCUUGUUACCGACACAAAGAGUGUUUUCAAAGAUCAAGUGCGAUGUGGGGCCAAUAUCUAGGAAACGAGGAUGUGCUUCUGCUGGCUUCGCAUUUAGUAUGUUGGCUUGCUAUUCAAGUUAUAAACCAAUAUAUGCCGAAGCAGAUGGAGGAAAGGAGGACAGGGAAGAUGGAUGUGAUUUGUCAUACGUUAAAUCCUCACAUGGGAAGAGAGUUUACACCGACUACAGGGUAAUUGGAGUUCCUGGAGAUGGGAGAUGUUUGUUCCGCUCUUUGGCUCAUGGGGCUUGUUUACGAUCUGGGAAAACAGCUCCGAAUGAGAGGCUUCAGAAAGAAAUAGCAGAUGAGUUGCGAGCUAGAGUUGCUGAUGAGUUUAUAAAAAGAAGGGAAGAGUCAGAGUGGUUUGUAGAAGGUGAUUUUGAUUCAUAUGUUUCACAAAUGAGAAAGCCGCAUGUAUGGGGUGGUGAACCCGAAUUGUUCAUGGCGUCACAUGUUCUACGGAUGCCUAUCACCGUCUACAUGCGUGAUGAUGACGCGGGCGGACUGAUAUCAAUUGCCGAGUAUGGCCAGGAAUAUGGCAAAGAAGAUCCAAUCAGGGUUCUCUAUCACGGUUCUGGUCAUUAUGAUGCACUGCAAAUCCCUGGAAGGAAGGGUGGUAAAUCUAAACUUUAACUAUACGUUUUUGGCUGAAAGGGGUAUUGACAAUUGUAUCAGUUUUUCAUGUACUAGAUGUGCAUCAAUUGAAUAUAUAUUUCCUUUCAAAGGAUUUUAAUAUAUAGCAGUGUUACAUCUCCCAAUA